Saimiri boliviensis boliviensis (Bolivian squirrel monkey) is the source of this 309-nucleotide messenger RNA. The record is from RefSeq and is a predicted model, not a curated record. NCBI's taxonomy places the organism in Eukaryota, Metazoa, Chordata, Mammalia, Primates, Cebidae.
CAUUUCAUCUGUGCCACAGCAUGUUUGCUUCUCCAUUGGGAACUCCUGUUUCUCCUUGCCUCGAAAUGGACCCCAACUGCUCCUGCUUGCCUGGGGGCUCCUGCGGCCGUGCAGGCUCCUGCAAAUGCAAAGAGUGCAAAUACACCUCCUGCAAGAAGAGCUGCUGCUCCUGCUGCCCUGUGGGCUGUGCCAAGUGUGCCCAGGGCUGCAUCUGCAAAGAAAAAUUGGACAAGUGCACUUGCUGUAUCUGAUGCUGGGACAGCCCUGCUCCCAGAGGUAAAUACAGCAACCUGUACAAACCUGGAUUUU